AUGAUAAAAAAUAUUUUAUAUAAAUUUUCAACUUUCAAAUCUCUAUAUGGAUAGGCUGGUACAGUGAAUUUUAAAUUAAUAAAUGGAAAACAUUAAGUAAUAUUAUAAACUCAUUGGGAAGAUAAUUGUGAAUACUAUUGUGACCCUGAAACUGGUUUUUUAUUUGAAGAUUAAAAUGAUUAAAGUUAGAUUUCAAAUAUAGAAGAAGGAAAAUAUUAAACAAAAAUAAAUAUACCUGAAUAUUAUAAUUAUAAUGGAAUCAUUAAUGGUGAUCUUUAACAUAUCUCAUCUGGUAUUGAUGCAAAAUUAUAUGGAAAUAUUGAUAUUGAUUUGACAGGAAAUUUUUUAUCUUAAAAGAUUAAAUCUGAACACUGCAAGAUUAAAGCUAAUAGCCUAGCAAUCAAUUCUACUUUAGAAACAUAAUUUGGAGAGCUUACUAUUAAAAAUGAUGUAAUUAUUAAAAAAUUAUUAAUCUCAAAAAUGGCAAAUUUGUAUUAAGAAAAUGGAGAUUGUAAAAUUUAAGCUGGGUAUGUUUAAAAUAUACAAAAAAAAUAUCCAAUUCUUUCAAAAUUUUAAUUUCUUGAAAAUAUUGAAUAAAAUAAUCAUCUUUAUAUAUCAUCAACAGCAAAUACUUUUAAUAUUGGAACAUUUUCGGGAAGAUUAAAAUGUAAUUUAAAAGCAUAAUCAUUUUUCAUUAAAUCAUUAUCUGGGUUGUUUUAUCUUAAUUAAGCCAAAAAAAUAGAAUUAGGUAUAACUAAUGAACAAAAUCAAGGGUUUAUUAAAGCAGAUCAUAUUAUAUUAAAUAUUUAUGAUAAAUUGAAGUUCAAUAUAUUUAAUUAUGGUAAUUCAAUUUAUGAUUUUAAUGAAUCUUACUAUAAUAUUUAUACUGAAUGUGAUAAACUUGAAAUUAGAUAAAUAAAUAAUCCUUUUGGAAUUUUAUGA
Messenger RNA from Paramecium sonneborni, 942 nucleotides. NCBI's taxonomy places the organism in Eukaryota, Ciliophora, Oligohymenophorea, Peniculida, Parameciidae. The record is from the annotation of a GenBank genome assembly.